UAGAGUGGUCAAGAAUGAUGCAAGGCAAGCCCCCUGAAAAUUGACGAACUGCUUACCGAUCUAUCCCUUGUUACUCCUGUUAGGUUGGUUAGCAAAAAGAGGUGAAGAUGCUAGACGCCGAUGGGAUCGAGAGGGGCCCGGCCGCUACGCCAGAAGAUUUUGUCAAGGCACUCGAGAAAAGGGAGUUGGCACGGCUACAAGUGCCAAAAAUCGACAUCAUCCAUUUUGAAGGGGAGAGGGUGUCGAAAUGGCUGGAGCUCCUGGAACAGGUUACAACCGAGGUGCCUGAGGUAGAUAAGUUUAAGUUCCUACCUCGAUAUAUCUGGUGGGAAACCCGGCCCGAAGUAAUGAAGGUGGCUGUUGGAGCAGGGGGAGACUGGGCAAAGUUCAAGGCUGAGAUGCAAAGGCGAUUCAAGUUAAGGGAUGACUUGCUGACUAAGACAGAUUUGGAAAUGCUACAGCGGGAUGAAUUCUCCACAGUAGGGGCCUUCGCCACAACAUUCGAGAAGAUGGCAAAGAAAGUCGCAGGGUUGGCGGAAGAGGAACAGUGUGCCACUUUCCUGGGGCACUUUAAGAAUUGGGAGGCCUCGUCGUUGACCAAGAAGGCUGCGCCAGGAAAGAAACUGACUUGGGCCGCCAUAAAGGAAGGCGCGAUGGAAGGAGAGCUGGACCAAGUAGACAUUUUUCAGAUGAGGCAAGCCAGGAAGAAGAGGAAGGUUUUGGAUGUCACCACGAGUGAUGGACACGAUUUCAAGAAACUGGUAGAGGAUGCGGUGGCCCAGCUCGACGCAGAGAAGGAGGCGAAAAGAAAAACUAUGGCGGCGCCGCAGACCCAAGAGAAGGCCAAAAAGGCAGUGGUGCAGGAGGAAGAGGAGGAAGAAGAGGAAGAGGAGCCUGAGCCUCAAAAACCACCCUCCAGAACGGGGAGGGUGCCACACGCUGUCAGGACAAGGGCCAAAGGGUCAGUGAGUCCCGAAGAACCAGCCAAGGAUGUUCCUGAACCAAGUGGAGAGAAGGAAGUUGUGGAUGUUCCAGAGGAAGAGGAUGACGAAGACGAUGGGCUGAGGAAAGAAGAGGAUGAGAAGGCCGAGAAUAGGGCCAAGAAGAGAGGUGCCAAGCCUGAUACAGACAAGGCACAACAAGUAAAGAAGAAGAAGUACGUUGUCAGAGUAGAAGAAGGGUUCGAUGUAGAGGAAAUAAUGGACAGAAUCCUUGAGGGUCAUAAUCACCUUAUGACCCUGAAGGACGUACUAGCCUCAGCGCCAAGGCUCAGGGACGAGCUGAGAGCGCGACUAUCCAGGAAGAUGGUGGCCAGUGUGCGACUAGGGACUAUAAUCCCCAAAGAGGCUGAGUGGGCUGAGGCAGGCACGAAAAUGGACUGGAAGUCGGUGGCUUGCGGUUGCCUUGAUGUGGUGGUGAAAGGGAAGACAUGCACAACGAUGAUAGAUAGUGGCGGAGAUGAACCUCAUAAAAGAGGAACACGCCGUACGGCUGGGAAUGGAGGUAGAUCGCUUCGACAACGGGGUUCUGAUGGGAGCGAACAGUCGGUCGAUCUUCAUAGGGACCGCAUCGUCUGUGAUUCUAGAGAUUGGAAAGCGGACGAGGAAAAGGUAGUCAACUAUCUCGAUGGGAAGAUCCGCAUUCAUGUGGCGGACUACUCGAGUGGACCAUAUGCAUCCCCCUGGUUUUGCUUUGUCAAACCCAAUGGGACUUUGAGGCCUAUGACGGCUAUGCAUACCCCACGAGGGCUGAUCCACAUGAACAUUGCGCCGCAGGGGUGGACGAAUGCGGUCGCCAUGGUACAACGGCACAUGGUGAGGGCGAUGCAGCCCAUAAGUCCUCACAUCACGCAACCCUACAUUGACGAUCUCGCCGUGAAAGGGCCCAAAGAGAAGGAUGAGCAGGAGGUGAUGCCAGGGAUUAGGCGCUUCGUCUGGGACCAUGUGCAGGACUUGUGCAAAGUCCUAGACUUGUUGAAGGAGCAUAACCUCACUGCUAGUGGGUCAAAGUCGAGGCAGUGCAUGAGCGGAGCCACUAUCUUAGGGUUUGUGUGCGACGAGAGGGUUCGUCGGCCGGAUACUAAGGAGACGAACAAGAUUCUCAAAUGGCCAACAUUGUUCCAGACUAUCACGGAGGUGAGGAGCUUCCUGGGAACGUGUGGGUUUUGGAAAAUCUUCAUAAAGGGGUUUGCGGCUAAGACAGAGCAGCUGCGGAAGCUCGUGCGUCAAGGACAAGAUUGGGAAUGGGGAGACCAGCAAGAGUCUGUGAUAAAAGAUUUGAAGAAAGAGUUUAAGGAAGGAGGUCUAGUACAAGGGGUACGAGAUCAUGCGGCGGUUAUGACCAGGCCUUUCAUCGUAGAGACAGACGCAGGGCCAACUGCUCUAGGAGUACUGAUUCAGCGAGGCCCCAACGGCGAAGAACGGCCACUAAGAUUCGAGAGUCGGACACUCAAUACAUCUGAGAGGAACUACUCUCAGUUCAAGCGUGAAACUUUGGCAGUUUUUCACUAUGUUUGCAAAGGAGUUUGAUUUAUGCCUAUUUGGGAAAGGGGAAAGGAUUGUCUUCUUUUUAUUCCUCACCUACCUGCAUGUCAAGGAAGUUGUGUUUGUUUUGAAAAAUGUUAAUUUAGUAUGCAUCGUAAAAUGAAUUUGAUUGAAAGAA
Molecule: messenger RNA, 2661 nt
Organism: Chara braunii
Lineage: Eukaryota; Viridiplantae; Streptophyta; Charophyceae; Charales; Characeae
Source: the annotation of a GenBank genome assembly